AUGGAUACAGCGCGAGCGCAAGUCUCCAAGAGCUCGGAACGGAGCAUAGGACAGACCCAUGGUGAACCGGGCACCAAAGUCACAUUACCCACAGGUGAGAAUAUCUCGAAGUAUCAGCAGUUACGAAGAGUCCACAUCCCCGGAUUUCCCGCAACCACAGAGCGUUUGCCCGAGGGUAUCGAGACUGAAGAUAUCAUCAAGCAAUGGCCGAAUCAUCUGUGGGGACCGCUUCUACUGCAGGUUAUAGCUCAUUGGAGCCCAAAACAAAUCAGCAAUCUAAGCGGAGGGAGACUUAAGCCCAAUUCCAUAGUGAAACGAGUCAAGGCUGCCAGAAUCCAAGCGGGCGAUACCCAAGGACAGGCCAAGUCUCCCAAGAAGGGAGGGAAAAACUCUCGCAAGCGCAAGAGGGAUACGGAUGCACCUCCCCGCAUCCGUGAGGAGGCACUCAACACAGAGCAGCUUGACGUCGAGUCAGAGGCUAGCCGUCAAUUCCGCAUCAGUCAAAUGGAGAUAGAAGACGCAGUGAAAGCGAAGGACCCAAAUUAUGAGCUGCGUCAGAUUGGUCUCAAGAAAAUGCCCCGGCUGGAUCGCAUCUUGAUAGAUCAGGCUUUCGAAGAGCGAAAAGUCGACGUGAAAUCACGGUAA
Messenger RNA from Letharia columbiana, 645 nucleotides. RefSeq lists its product as uncharacterized. The transcript has 2 exons. Bases 1 to 645 code for a protein of 214 amino acids. NCBI's taxonomy places the organism in Eukaryota, Fungi, Ascomycota, Lecanoromycetes, Lecanorales, Parmeliaceae. The record is from RefSeq and is a predicted model, not a curated record.